AAGUGGCCCCAUAAGGUUUAAUCCUUCCAGCGUUGAUCAUCAGAACUUCUCUUACGGUCACUCAACCCACCGGAUCUAGGGUUUUAGCCUUUCUCAUAUCUUUCACUCUAAAAUAUUUCCCCGAACAACUUCACUUCAAUUUUCUCUUUCCUACCAAGCUAUGGAGUCCAGAGAACCCGACACCAACUACGAGGCCGAGGUUAACGACGACAUCAACGAUAAUCCUUCCUCCCAUCACAACGGUGAUGAUGACGAUAGGUCUCAGCCUCUUACUGGCGAUGGCGCUAGUCCUGGAAAGAUAUUCAUAGGAGGUUUAGCUAGAGAAACAACUGCUGCGCAAUUUGUCAAGCAUUUUGGCAAGUAUGGUGAAAUCACAGAUUCUGUAAUAAUGAAGGAUCGGAGGACGGGUCAACCACGUGGAUUUGGCUUCAUCACUUAUGCAGAUCCUGCUGUGGUGGAUGCAGUCAUUCAGGAUACUCACAUUCUAAACGGAAAACAAGUUGAAAUCAAGCGGACAAUACCGAAGGGUGCAAUUGGCUCAAAGGAUUUCAAAACAAAAAAAAUAUUUGUUGGCGGAAUUCCUACAUCAGUGAAUGAAGAUGAGUUCAGUGAUUUCUUUUCCACAUUUGGUGUGGUAAAAGAGCACCAAAUAAUGCGGGACCAUGCUUCUAAUCGUUCCCGAGGCUUUGGAUUUGUUACUUUUGAUUCAGAAGAAGCUGUUGAUGAACUUUUGUCAAAGGGAAACCGGAUAGAGUUUGCUGGAACUAAGGUGGAGAUAAAGAAGGCAGAGCCAAAGAAGCCAAAUGCCCCCCACCUUUCCAAACGCUAUAAUGAUUCAAGGCCUUCCUAUGGUGGGGGAUUUGGCAACGAUGCAUAUGGUGGUGGGUAUGGAGGGGGUGGUUAUGGUCCUGCUUCCUAUCGAGCUGGCGCAGCAUAUGGGGCCCGAGCUGGCGGAUAUGGUGGGUAUGGUGGAAGUGAAUUUGGCAGUUAUGGAGGAUAUGGUGCAGGUGGAAUGGGUGCAUAUAGGGGUGACCUCUCUUAUGGAUACUCUGGCCGUUACGGUGGUGGUGGCUAUAGUAGAGGUUAUGACAUGGGUGGUGGUGGUGGAUAUGGUGGGCCCAGUGAGGGCUAUGGGGCUUAUGGAGGGGCUGCGGCUGGAAGCGGAUAUGGAGGAGGCUAUGAUUCUGCAAUGGGAGGUAGCUAUGGAGGCAGUAGUGGAGCGUCUUUAUAUGGCAGUGGCAGUAGCAGUAGAGGAGGAUACAGUGGAGCAGCAGCAAAUGGGCGUUAUCAUCCAUACUCCAGGUAGCAAGAUGGUAGAAGAAAGGGUGUUAUGGUUCCCUGGAUAAAAUCCCUCAAAAGGACUGCCUUUGCUUCUGCUAGUUUGAUGUAUUCUGUUUGCUUUUCACUUUAGUUUUUGUUUGGCAUUAUAUGAUAGGAAACCUGAGCUCUUGUACUGAUGGAGGCCAAUUUGUUCAUUGUACCAAUGAGUUGAUAUUUCAUUCAUGGAGAUUAUAAUUUACUUAAAUUUUACUUGCUAGCUUAUGAA
Molecule: messenger RNA, 1546 nt
Organism: Chenopodium quinoa (quinoa)
Lineage: Eukaryota; Viridiplantae; Streptophyta; Magnoliopsida; Caryophyllales; Amaranthaceae
Product: heterogeneous nuclear ribonucleoprotein 1
Biological process (GO): regulation of gene expression
Cellular component (GO): nucleoplasm
Molecular function (GO): RNA binding
Source: RefSeq, a predicted model, not a curated record